UACAGGGUUCGAUCCCCUGCAUCUCCAUUUUCUUUGGCCUUUUUGCCUAUUUUCCCUUAUCUCUUCUCGAAUCCAAGUCGUAUUCUGCAAAUUCUGAGUUUCAGUGAAGUCAGCAAUGGCGUUUGCAGUUCCUCUCUUCAACCUUGCUCCAGAUUUGACCGUCUCCAGAUUAUGCUUAGGUACCAUGACUUUCGGUGAGCAAAACACCUUGGCCGAAUCAUUUCAACUCCUCGACAAAGCUUUCAACUCCGGAAUUAAUUUCUUUGAUUCUGCUGAAAUGUAUCCAGUACCCCAGCGUGCAGAAACUCAUGGCAGAAGUGAGGAGUAUUUUGGGCGUUGGAUUAGAGAAAGAAAAGUCCCUCGCGAUAGUGUUGUUUUCGCCACUAAGGUCAGUGGACCAUCUGGACAAAUGUCUUGGAUUCGAAAUGGACCAGAAAGCUUGGAUGCUGAGAACAUAACUGAGGCUAUUGACAAUAGCCUGUUGCGCGUCAAGACUGACUACAUUGACUUGUAUCAAAUUCACUGGCCUGAUCGCUAUGUUCCUAUGUUUGGAGAAACUGACUAUGAUCCCCUAAGACAUUAUACACCAGUAAGUUUCGAGGAACAACUUGAUGCACUAGAACGAGCUGUUGAUGCUGGUAAGAUCAGAUAUGUUGGCCUUAGUAACGAAACACCAUAUGGCAUUAUGAAGUUCCAACAAGUUGCCAAAAGUAGAGCAGGGAAUCUUCAAAUAGUGGCUGUUCAGAAUGCAUACAACUUGUUAUGUCGAAACUUUGAUUUAGCUAUGGCUGAAUGCUGUCACAAUGAGAGGAUAAGCUUGUUGGCAUACAGCCCUCUGGCUAUGGGCAUACUUUCUGGAAAGUACUUUGCCAAAGAUGGAGGUCCAUCUAAUGCUCGUUUAAAUCUGUUUAAAGAGAGAUAUAAGGAAGGGGAGUCCAGAUACAACCUAUCAAAAUCUAAUGUUUUAUAUGCUGCCAAAUCAUACCUAGAGAUUGCAGGCAGAUAUGGCAUUCAUCCAGUUUCUCUUGCAAUUGCCUUCAUUAUGAGACACCCUCUCGUGGCUAGUGUUGUCUUUGGAGCCACAAAAGUUUGGCAGCUUGAAGAGGUUCUUGCUGCAUGUAAGGUCAACCUCAGUCCUGAGAUAAUUACUGAGAUUAACAAGGUCCACUCGAGGUUUCCAAGCCCUUGUCCAUAAUGACCUCAAUUAAAAUGGAUUGCUGAUGCCUUGUGAUUUCUGGCUACAACAUUGAAACUUGAUCAUUGGUAACUGAUGGAGAUUUAUUAAUCUACCGUCAAAAGAAGAUCUAGGAUUUUAACUUGAUUUGUUCAACAUUUAAGGUCAUUUAACACUUGCCAUUGAACCAUUGUAUUUUAAAAUAUGAAUUCAGAAUUUAAUAUUUGUCGAUAGAUUAGUGAUUUUCACCUGCAUUCCGUAUUA
Solanum dulcamara is the source of this 1438-nucleotide messenger RNA. RefSeq lists its product as uncharacterized. NCBI's taxonomy places the organism in Eukaryota, Viridiplantae, Streptophyta, Magnoliopsida, Solanales, Solanaceae. The coding region runs from base 116 to 1195 and encodes 359 amino acids. The transcript is spliced from 12 exons. The record is from RefSeq and is a predicted model, not a curated record.